Rhizopus microsporus ATCC 52813 is the source of this 312-nucleotide messenger RNA. Its product is annotated as ribosomal protein 60S. Gene Ontology annotation, molecular function: structural constituent of ribosome. The transcript has 2 exons. Gene Ontology annotation, cellular component: cytosolic large ribosomal subunit; ribosome. NCBI's taxonomy places the organism in Eukaryota, Fungi, Mucoromycota, Mucoromycetes, Mucorales, Rhizopodaceae. The annotation marks the transcript as partial. Gene Ontology annotation, biological process: translation; cytoplasmic translational elongation. The record is from RefSeq and is a predicted model, not a curated record.
GCUUAUCUUCUUCUUAACGCUGGUGGUAAGGCCAACCCUUCUGCUGACGAAGUCAAGUCUCUCUUGAGCUCUGUUGGUAUUGACGCUGAUGAGGAACGUGUUUCCUCUUUGAUUUCUGCUCUUGCCGAAAAGAACAUUGAAGAGCUCAUUGCUGAAGGCAAGGAGAAGAUGUCCUCUGUUCCUACUGGUGGCGCUGUUGCUGCAUCUGCUGGCGCUGCUGCUGGUGGUGCCGCUGAAGCUGCUCCUGCUGAAGAAAAGGAAGAAGAAAAGGAAGAGUCUGACGAUGAUAUGGGUUUCGGUCUCUUUGAUUAA